Messenger RNA from Seriola aureovittata, 2314 nucleotides. It is a transcript of the gene gpr184, whose product is annotated as G protein-coupled receptor 184. Gene Ontology annotation, molecular function: G protein-coupled receptor activity. Lineage: Eukaryota; Metazoa; Chordata; Actinopteri; Carangiformes; Carangidae. Gene Ontology annotation, cellular component: membrane. The record is from RefSeq and is a predicted model, not a curated record. The coding region runs from base 579 to 1622 and encodes 347 amino acids. Gene Ontology annotation, biological process: G protein-coupled receptor signaling pathway; negative regulation of G2/M transition of mitotic cell cycle; G1/S transition of mitotic cell cycle. The transcript is spliced from 2 exons.
AAUUCUGUUUCCUUUACGCACAAAGCUCACUUUUUUUUACUCUCAUUGACUUCUGCAUCAUGUCUGUUUUAUCAGUCUUGUGUUCCUCCCCACCCAUGAAACCUACUUCCUCCUUGCACGUGUGCAAAGGCAAACCUCCCUCCUCCUACUUGUUUCUUCCCCUUUUUUGUACUUCGUCUCAUCCUUUCUCCACACUCCCUGCUGACAUUUCAACUGUGGCUGUCCACGGCAAAUCAUCUUAUCUCAGAGCAAAGACUAAUCAGAUAGAACACAGGAAGAAAAACACCCUGCACUGUCUAGCUAUUGUAUUGGCUGAUAAUUGUCUAGUGCAGUUAUUUUCUGAGAGUGCCAUGUGGUACUGUAGUGGUUUUGGCUGCGUGUCAGCAGCUCUGAAGAGUCUCCUCUGAAGCUCGUGCUCUGACCCUCCCGGAUGAACGUUUCCAAACCUGAAACAGCUCUGGAAUGUGUCUGAAACUCUUUGCCCAGUGGACAGCGUUCUUUUACAGUCAAGACACACCUCUUCCCAAAAACAACAGGUGAGUUUCUAUCCAUCAAAGUGACAGAUCAACAACAGAAAAAUGAACGUCACAGUCACAUCACCAGCGACAACCACAAACUCCACUAUGUGUGUCAACAUCGACGACAAGAGCCCCAUCAGUGACUUACUGAUGUCUGUUUACAUCCUGGCUUUUAUUUUAGGGUUGAUCUUCAAUGUACUGACUCUGGGCCCUAUUUGGCAACAAGUGCGGCGGCAAAACAUUUUGGGCAUCUUCCUGCUCAACCUGUCGCUGUCCGACAUGCUUUUCCUCUUCACUAUGCCCCUUUGGAUCAAUUAUUACCGGCAGGACCACCACUGGAAGCUAGGUGUUCUGUCCUGCAGUGUAGCUGGCUUCUUCUACUACUCCAACAUGUACAUCAGCAUCUUCUUGCUCUGCUGCAUCUCUGUGGACCGCUGCCUGGUGGUCACGUACCCGCUCCGCUCCAAGACCCACCGUACAUCACGCUACGCCUGGGCACAGUGCGUCACUGUCUACGUUGUAGUGGUGGUGCUGCACAUCAUGGUGCUGUUCUAUGACAAUCUCAAAGAUGCUCAUGAUGACGUGAAAGGCAACGACCGUUGUUAUGAGACUUACCCCAUGCAAAAACCCGUCGCCUUGUUCAACCUGAUCAGAGUUGGCAUCGGCUUCCUGCUGCCCCUGCUGGUGUUGGCGGUGAGCUACUGGAGGGUGCUGGCCACUGUGGGCCAGAGUCCCGGCCUGAGUGCCCAGGCCAAGAGGAAGGUCCGCCUGCUGUCCUAUGGGGUGAUUGGGAUUUUCUCCAUUUGCUUCGCUCCAUAUCACUUUCUCCUGCUCAUACGCUCACUGGUCUUCUAUCACAGCGACAACACAACUUCUGGAGGAAACUACUGCGCGUUUGAACAAAAUAUGCACUUCUCCUUCUCAUGCACACUGGCGCUGUCCAGUCUGAACUGUGUGGUGGACCCUGUGCUGUAUGUGCUGGUCAGUAACGGGGUCCAGGAGGAGGUGAAACUGUGCUGGAGGAGGCAUAGAACGACACAGACAGAGGAUUGUGCGCUGACUUCAUACCACAGAGGAAAGCCAAAUAGUAAUAAUUUAAUAUGAAACGUUAAGCAGUACAUGAAUGGACACGUAUUCAUAUAUGUUUGUGUGUGUGUGUGUGUGUGUGUGUGUGUGUGUGUGUGUGUGUGUGCAUAAACGUGUUUAUGCAUAAUACUGUAGCUGUUUAAAUGCAUUUCUGCAUCUCCAGCGUUAGCGAGUAAGUAGCAGGAUUAUUUACAUCCCAUAAUCAAGGCUUUGUCAACAUACACAUUCCCAUCUUUGUCUGUUUUCCUCCCUCAUAUCCUGCACAGUGUGGAGGAGGGGCUCGAAUAACACGCAUAGCUCUUAUGAGAUUGUAGUCCCAGGUUCUGCUCUCCCAAGAGUUCUUCAGUGGCAGCCACUUCUGGUUUGUGUAUGUACACCACUGGAGUUGAAGAGCCCUUGUGUUCUCCUUCCAAGCUAUAUAAGGAUGUUGUGAUUGUUAUUGUGUGACCAUGGAAUAGAAAAAAGUGUGUUAACUCUAAAGCAUGCCAUGAAAAGCAUUUAUUAGCAUGACCAUGUGUCCUCAGUGUCUCACCGUCAGUUAAACAUGAAUUUCCCUGAGGGGAUAAAUAAAGUAUCUAUUUAUCUAUCUAUCUAUCUAUCUAUCUAUCUAUCUAUCUAUCUAUCUAUCUAUCUAUCUAUCUAUCUAUCUAUCUAUCUAUCUAUCUAAACAUGUUCAGUGUAAGUUCAAAUAAACCAGUGGUUCGAUCAGG